This is a messenger RNA of Penicillium maclennaniae, 687 nucleotides long. RefSeq lists its product as uncharacterized. Lineage: Eukaryota; Fungi; Ascomycota; Eurotiomycetes; Eurotiales; Aspergillaceae. The coding region runs from base 1 to 687 and encodes 228 amino acids. The record is from RefSeq and is a predicted model, not a curated record. Gene Ontology annotation, cellular component: TRAPPII protein complex; TRAPPI protein complex; TRAPPIII protein complex. The transcript has 3 exons. Gene Ontology annotation, biological process: endoplasmic reticulum to Golgi vesicle-mediated transport.
AUGGCCGCGCCGCCCAGACAUUUGUCAAUGAUGUCCACCAACAACGCAGGUGCGCCUCAACCAGGCGCUAGCGAUAGACAGCAGAUCUCGCAACAGGCCUUGACACCGCAGCCAACACAGGGUCUCCGAGUACCCUCGAAUCGAAAGACCAUCUACGACCGACACCUCAAUCGGAGCCGCCAUGCAGAGUCCAGUCGGGCGAGCUUCGCCUACCUAUUCGGCGAGAUGGUGACAUACGCCCAACGGCGCGUAACAGGAAUCCAAGAUCUAGAGAAACGGCCUACGCCUCCUCGACCUCCUCUUCUACCGCUCCACGUCCACAUCAUCCUCAGCACUCUCCAGCUCAUCUACCUCUUCAUCCCCGCCAAAUCGCCCCCUACGCAUCAUCACUCUCCUCCAUUUGAUCCAUGGCCCGCUCUGGCGCCUGCUCUUUCAACGCUCCGCCGAUGCCCUCGAGCACUCCUCAACACAUACAUCAGCGUGCCGCGCGAGAUGAGCAUGCUCAAUUGCGCCGCUUUCGUGGCCGGUAUCAUCGAGGGUGUGUGCGACGGGUGCGGCUUCGAAGCCAAGGUCUCAGCCCAUAACCAGCCGACGGAGAUGUGGCCCAGCCGCACCGUGUUCCUCGUUCGGUUCGGGGAUAGUGUGAUGGAGCGUGAAAAGGUUCUGGAGCGAAAUGGUGUCAAAUAA